GCGGGCGCCGUGCCUCCUUGAGUGCAUCUGCUGGCCGACGAUGGGUUCGGCUUGGGUCGCGCAUCCUUACACCCCUGCGCCUGCCGGGGCAAGUGCUGAGCCUUCCUUCUGCACCGGCAACUUUGGGCAAAUCAGCUCGCUUCACUAGGCCUUAGUUCCGUGGGAGCCUUAUUAUGUUAAGAGCUGGAAGGAACCCUAUCGCUCAUUUAGUUAAGCCACACGUCCCCGCCCCCGUUUUGUAGAUAAGGGGGCCUCUCAUUUACCACUCCCUGCGUUCCUGGUGCUUCAGUUAACCCCCUGGGGAGUCCUCUUGGAUCGUGUUACCGUUUCCAUAGAAUGAGUUAGGCUCAGAGAGGUUGGCGACUUAGCUGAGGUCACACAGCUUGGAACUGUGGAGUCUCAAGAGUCAAGUAACUCCCACUUGGUUCAUGGCCGAGUUCAAAUUUCCAUUUAGAGCUGCUUCCACGACUGCACUACUACUAAACCUAGUUGUAAAUCAGAAUCACCCCCGAGAGAGUCUUAAAAGUCUUCAUUCCCGGUUCCCUGGCAGGUUGACUGACUGAGAAGCUUUGGUGCUAUAGCUAAGAACUCUGCAUAUUCAACAAGUUUGAGGAUGGUUUUUAUGGCUUGUGGGUGAACUUUGGAAACCCCUGGGUAUACCUGGAGGCCUGUUUACCCACAAACCGUGGAGAAGUAAUAAACCUGAAGUACCUAGCGAGGAGAAAUGCUGGUGCACAGUGCCAUCAAGGUCUGCUCCCUUCAGCCCGUUUUCAGGUACUCUGGUUGACAAUGGCUGACGAUCACGAGAAAGAUUUGCAGAAAUUUCUUAAAAAUGUGGAUGAAAUCACCAGCUUAAUCCAAGAGAUGAAUUCUGAUGACCCGCUUGUACAGCAGAAAGCUAUCCUGGAGACAGAAAAGAGACUACUGUUUACAGAGGAAGUCCAAGAGGAGGACGGGUGCCGGACCACUCUGAACAAGACCAUGAUCAGUCCUCCGCAAGCUCCUACAGAGAAUGCAGAUGGGAUAAGCUCAGAAGCCUUUUUGGCAUCUAUGGAGUUGGAUGCAAGAGAACGUGCCAGGAGAAGAAGGGAAAACAAAGUCUUAGCAGAUGCCCUAAAAGAAAAGGGGAAUGAAGCAUUUGCCAGAGGGGACUAUGAAGCAGCCAUCGUGUGCUACAGUGAGGGUCUGGAUAAGCUGAAGGACAUGAAGGUGCUCUACACCAACAGGGCCCAGGCUUAUCUAAAACUCGGGGACUACCAGAAGGCAGUCGUGGAUUGCGAGUGGGCUCUGAAGUGUGAUGAAAAAUGCACAAAAGCCUAUUUCCACAUGGGAAAAGCCCACCUGGCCCUGAAGAACUACAGCGUGGCUAGAGAGUGUUAUCAGAAGAUCUCGGAAAUAAACCCCCAACUGCAGGCCCAGGUGAAAGAUUACCUGAAUCAAGUGAAUCUCCGGGAGAAAGCAGACCUUCAAGAGAAGAAAGCCCACAGAUCGCUGGAUGCGGGAAAGAACACGGCCGUGGCCGUCAGAAAUCUCCUGGAGACGCUGUGCAAGCCCGAUCAGACCCCCUUGUUCUAUGCAGGAGGGAUUGAAAUCCUGACUGAAAUGAUGAAGGACUGCACGGAACAAACUUUAUUCAGGACACACAAUGGAUUCAGUCUCAUCAGCGAGAAUGCGGUCCUGAGAAGGUGCUUUUCCACGGCAGGAAAAGAUGCAAUGGAAGAGAUGGUGUGCGUGUCUGUCCUCAGGCUCUGGCAAGCAGUGUGCGCGGGGAAUGAGGAAAACCAGCGUCUACUGCUGGAGACCCCAGACCUGGGCCGGCUGCUGCCCUCCUUGCUGGCCGCCAGGGCUCUGACCGUCCGCCAGCAGAGCCUGGCCCUGCUCCUGCAGCUCGCCCAGACAGACCACGGACGGGGCCUGAUCAUCAGCCACCUUGACCUGACCCGAUUUUUGGAAGCCCUGGUGUCAUUUCUUGAUUUCUCAGAUAAGGAGGCCAACUCAGCUAUGGGACUGCUCACAGACUUGGCUCUGGAAGAAAGAUUCCAAGUCUGGUUCCAGGCCAACCUUCCAGGUGCGCUCCUGGCGCUCGCAGGUGUUCUGAAGAGAGACCCCAUGAUAACCAACCCCUCAGCUCUCUGCCGGUGCAUUGCCCUCCUGGGGAACCUCAGUGCUGAGGCCGCCAUCCGAAGACAGAUGUCUGCCUCUGAAGAAUUCUGGGAAGCCUGUUUGGGCCUUAUGGCCCGGUGUGAGGAGGAUGUGGACCUGUUCAGAGAGAUCUUGUACACGCUCCUGGGACUUGUGAUGAACUUGUGUCUUCAGUCCCCCAUCCUCUACGAGGUUUGGGCCUCGGAGGUGAGCAAGAGGUGCAUCUUUCUACUGAACAGCCAGGAUGGAGGGAUCCUGACAAGAGCUGCUGGCGUCCUGAGCCGCACCCUUUCUUCCUCCCGGAAGAUCGUGGAGGAGGCCCUGAGAGCCGGAGUGGUGAAGAAAAUGAUUAAGUUCUUGAAGACAGGGGGCCAGACGGCAUCACGCUACGCCAUAAAGACACUAGCUGUCUGUACAAACAGCUCUCACGAAGCGCGAGAAGAAGUGAUGAGACUGGAUAAAAAGUUCGGCAUUCUCAUGACGCUGCUCCGCUCCGAGGACGAGGUCGUGGUGGGCAAUGCUGCCCUCUGCCUGGGGAACUGCAUGGAGGUGCCCUGCGCGGCGCCCUCCCUGUUGAAGACGGACGUCGUGCAGGUGUUGCUGCGACACGCGGGGGGCGAUGCGCAGAAGACGGCCGUGCAGCUGAACGCGGGGAUCGCUCUGGGCAAGCUGUGCACGGCCGAGCCCAGAUUUGCCACUCAGCUGCGGGAGCUGCACGGGCUGGAGAUUCUCAGCUCCACGGUGAAGCACAUCGCUGAUUAAGACACGCGGCGUCUGCGCACGCUCUUCACAAACGCAGAGCCCAAUGCAGUGGGUGGUCCUGGGGCUAAUAAAGACUUUCUGAAUGUUCGCUCCAGAGAUGAAUACUGUUCCCAGAUGCUUGCCUUCUGGCUUUCCCCAGUCCUGGGAGAGUGGGCGUCGGGCAGUCCACAGUGUUGGAAAACCGCUCCGCGUCCCCCACGCUUGCUUCUACAGUCCCUUCCUGCCCCGCGGGAACUGGACGCCAGCAGACAGAAAGCCACAUUUCCCAGAUUCCCGUGUAAGUAGUGGUUCUAGAAAGGAGCUGGAUUCUGCUGGCUGAACACCCUUCUUGCCCCUGUGGCUGUUCUCCGCUGGCACCGUACUAGAAUCAUCCAGCGUUUUGACAGAGGGAUCUCAGGGUCUGAGUUCCAGCCCAGGGACUGUGGGGGCAGCUGCUCGGGCCCGGCCUGCCGCUGUGCCAUGUGCUCUUGAAUUUGGUGGGUUGAGUGGUAAGCGGCGACUCGCCUGGCAGGGAUUUUGACGAUCCAGAGACUCGUCCCCAGAAGCCCUGCCUGGUGCCUUUGUCCAGCUCAUCGAAGGAUUUGCAAACACCUGUCCCAUGGGUUACAUGGUUUUCUGCCUGAAGUACCAAAGCAGGGCCCCCUGUCUCCACCCCGACCUCACGUAAUCUUCGAGGUAUUUAUUCCCCAGACCUACCCUGCGCUCUCCCCCAACCCCCAAACAUACUGCUCCCUUGUCGCUGCCGCCUCUGGACACCAAGUCCCUAAGUGACAAGUCCAACAAGUGACACCCUUCUCCCAUGGCUCCACACAG
Lutra lutra (Eurasian river otter) is the source of this 3717-nucleotide messenger RNA. It is a transcript of the gene TTC12, whose product is annotated as tetratricopeptide repeat domain 12. NCBI's taxonomy places the organism in Eukaryota, Metazoa, Chordata, Mammalia, Carnivora, Mustelidae. The record is from RefSeq and is a predicted model, not a curated record. The coding region runs from base 790 to 2904 and encodes 704 amino acids. The transcript has 22 exons. Gene Ontology annotation, molecular function: protein binding.